GUACUACGAAGCCGUUGGGGUCACUCCAACCGCGAGAAGUGAGCCUCUACUUUUAGUCAAUCCUCUUUGGUGCUAACAAUCUCCCCUAUAAUCUCUAAUUAGUUCAUCCGCCACCGCUAUUAACCAUCUAGUUAAAAUCAUUACACAAUAUACACAUGAGCAUAAACAUUGAACUGUCUAGCAAUUCGGAGUAGGUAGCAAAGAUCAUUGAUCGAAGGUAACAAACAACAUAUUCGAAAAAUGUUGAUAUCGCGAGGAGUUGGUGUGAUAAAAAAUGUCACAGCCCUUGCAACUCGUGCAAAAACACCGAUGAACACUCAAGUACGACAUUCAGGUGGACCUGUUAUGUAUCGUGACAUGUGGGAGCCAAGGAAAUUUGAUGUGUACAUGGCUGAGGCUUGUGGAGGUCUCAUGUGGUGGUGGAUCCUCUGGCAUAUGUGGCACGAUUUUGGACACAUUGUGGGUGAAUUCCCUUACCCAGAAGCGGAUAAGUGGACUGAUGAAGAAUUGGGAAUCCCGCCUGAAGGGGAAGAUUUCUAAAUAAUUUUUAUUAUAAACGGGUUGUAGAUAAAAAAGCGAAAAUAUGUCUCAUAGAUAAAUUAUAAUUAUUCCAAGCUAA
This is a messenger RNA of Fopius arisanus, 619 nucleotides long. RefSeq names its product NADH dehydrogenase [ubiquinone] 1 beta subcomplex subunit 2, mitochondrial (gene Ndufb2). Gene Ontology annotation, biological process: mitochondrial respiratory chain complex I assembly. NCBI's taxonomy places the organism in Eukaryota, Metazoa, Arthropoda, Insecta, Hymenoptera, Braconidae. Gene Ontology annotation, cellular component: mitochondrial inner membrane. The record is from RefSeq and is a predicted model, not a curated record.